AUGCCGAACUCUCCCAUCAAAACUGUCUGGCAACUUCAGACCUUGGCGUCUGCCGAGCGCUUCAUCUCUUCAGAAAAUGUAUCAGCGCAACUUUCUCUACAGAACUAUGUCUCUAAUGAAUUCGAUACUUCUUCACCAGCCAAUUACGUUGAUUCCAUAAAUCCCAAGACAGGCAGAUCUUUUGCUCGGGUCCCGAUCAGCAGCACUGCUCAGGUUGACCACGCCCUGCAGGCUGCUACUGAUGCGUUCAAAACAUGGUCUAAAACCACAGCAUCCUUCAGAUCCAAGCUUCUCGAGCGUGUGGCGUGUUUGAUCGAGAAAAAUAAAGAACCUCUUGCAGUUUGGGAGAGUAUAGAUCAAGGCAAGACUCUUGCCAGGGCGAGAGUUGAAGUCGAUCGGGCUGCGACGAAUUUCAGAUACUUCUCAACUUUCAUUCUGCACCAAGAGAACGCUGUACGGAUGAUUGAUGGCGUCGCUCUCACCUACGAGCACCGCUCACCAACGGGCGUGUUUGCGCUCAUCUCUCCCUGGAACAUGCCCUUGUACUUACUAACCUGGAAGAUCGCACCGUGUCUUGCCUUUGGCUGCACAGCAGUCGCGAAACCUUCAGAGUUCACCUCCAUGUCUGCAUUCCUGCUCUGCGAGAUAUUUCGGCUUGCAGAGAUUCCACCUGGUGUUAUCAACAUAGUCUUCGGUGACGGAGCUACUACAGGCUCUCGACUCGUACAGAGCUCGCUAGUCAAGGGCGUCUCUUUCACUGGCAGUACAGCGACGGGAAUCAAGAUCCGAAGAGAUACGGCGGACCAGAUCUAUAAACAUAUUUCUCUCGAGUUGGGUGGCAAGAACCCAACUUUGGUGUUUGAUGAUGUGGAUCUUGAGAAGGCAGUACAAACCGCAGCAACAGCGGCGUUUGAGAAUCAGGGAGAGAUCUGUUUAUGCGGUUCUCGCAUUUACGUCCAGUCCCGUAUCUACGAUUCAUUCGUCACUUCACUCAAAGCAUAUGUCGAGUCUAAUUACAAAUGUGGCGAUCGUACAGGCGCUGUAGCCUCGUUACAGCAUUAUAGCAAAAUCGUAUCAUAUCUCACACUGGCAAAAGAGGAGAAUGCCACUUUCAUCACAGGAUCUGUGCCGCCUCUCGAGCCCAGCGACGGCUAUUGGGUAGAACCAGUGAUCUUAACCAACGUCAGCACCUCGUCACGAAUCAUGCAAGACGAAAUAUUCGGCCCCGUCGUCACUGUCACCAGGUUUGAAACCGAAGAAGAGUGUGUCCAGCUGGCGAAUGAUAGUGCGUAUGGACUUGCUGCCGUUCUCUUGACAAAGGAUGGUGCACGGAUGAGACGCGUCGUGGAUGAAAAAUCAGUUGAUAUAUACGUUGAUUCCAAACAUUUCCGAACUGUCCAAGACAACUGUUUUGACCCGAAAGUACGCCUAAGGGACAUGGACCAGUCUGGUGUCCAUGUCCAGGUCUUGAGUACAGUUCCGAUUCUAUUCUUCUACGACAAGCCGGGCAAAAUGGUCGCCCAAUUAGCCCGGGCGCUCAAUGAUCAUCUGUCGCAGGUGUGCACAGAAUACCCGACCAGAUUUGUUGGCCUUGCGACGGUUCCACUGCAAGACGUGCAAGCAUCUGUGGAAGAGCUGAAGAGAGCAAAAUAUACCCUCGGACUAAAGGGCGUCGAGAUCGGAACGACAGUUGGUGAUAUGAACCUUGACGACCCCAGAACAGGUGCUACUGAUAUCGAUCGAAUCACGUUAAAGCAUGUGGUUGGUCAAAUUGAGCAGAGCUACCUCCAGUGCCGGUUGUCCAAUAAAGAUGAGCCAACCCUCGCUAACAUUACACCUGCAGGGACGGCACUCAGGGCCCUCAAACAAGAUUACGACACUCUGCAAGCCCGUGAAGCUAGCCAAAGCAAACUGAUCGACCUCCUGACCUCACUUCCCGAGGCAGAAGCCCAGCAUAUCCUGUCCAGAAUGCGAUCUGGAACUCCUGCAGAGACAAUUCUCAAUCAGGUCAUGGCGGCUGAUGCGCUGGUGCAGCUCGCUGUUGCGCCAGAAAGUCGGCUUCGAUAUAAACUCUUAUACAAAACUAAAAUGCCUCAGGAGUUGCUUCACAACAACCCAUAUCUGGACACCCUCAUAUACGAGGGUGCCUCACUCUACUCUCAAGACAAUAUUUCGUCACCCUCGGAAUCUUCCAGAGUACAGGAUGCAGGUACACCAAGCAAAGCAAAUGCACACUCAACAGCAUACUUGAUGCCGUUCCAUGCGGCACAUGUUGUCGAUCCACUUCUCAGCAAUGCCAAACCUUCGCUCUGGACUUCUGUUUGUAAAGAUGAUACUUUAAUGAGAGAUCUCCUUAGCGUUUGGCUGCGCUGUGAAUACUCCUUCGCAUCUGCUUUCCAAAAGGAUUAUUUCCUGCAAGACAUGAUAGCGCUUAGAGAGGACUUUUGCUCCGAGUUGCUGGUCAACGCUGUACUCGCCUACUGCUGUGUCUGUUAUACAGCGUUACCAGACCGCGCUGAGUAUUGGAAUCCCAAGACUCUCACCUACCGUUUCAUGGCUGAAGCAAAGCGUCUCUGGGAACUAGAGGCUCUGGAACCGCGUAUCACAACUAUCCACGCUGGUAUCAUGUUCGAGGUAUUCCACAACCUUUCUGGCUUAGAUGAGAUAGGCCAAGUCUAUCGGAUUAGUUAUGUUUCUAUGGCAAACCGACUGAACCUUUUCGAUACUCCUAUUCCAGGCUCAUCUGAAAUAACACGCAAGGGCAAUGUCUUUACAGCUUGGGCACUCUUUAAAUGGGAUACGCUUGUGAGCUUUGCCCUACAGCAAGCUCCCCUCCUGACAAAGCCUCCUCUUGAGCCUCUGCCGGACCCUGAAACCGAUUCCCAAUGGUAUGGUGAGAUAUGGGUGAAAUACCCACAAAACGCACACCUUACCCCGUCACUCUUCGGUCAUCUAUUCAAGGCAAAGAGUGAGCUGCGAAUUAUUAUGCACAGAUUCUGUACCAUGUCGUACACAAGAGGCUCGAGAGUACGGGUCAAAGAGGCCUACGAGCUCUACACACAGCUCAAGAAGUGGCAAGCUGGUUUACCUGAUUGUCUUCAACCAAAAAGCAUUGUUUUCCCUGCUCAAUUGCAGCUGCAUGGUUAUCUACACCACCUUAUUCUCGCCAUUAUGGAGCCCCUGGACAAUGCUGAGAUUGCCGUGGCGCUGGAUCAAGAGCCGAAUGCCAAAGAUAUCAUAGCUGAAGCUAGAAGAAAUGCGCAAACCAUCCUGCGUCUCUACUAUAUCCGCCAUGGUUUCGAGACAAUGGACUCAUUUGUUAUGGUACCACUCUCAUCCAUUUGCUUCAGGUGCCUCGACAGAAUUACCGACCAGACUCCACACGCCGACCUAGAAGUUAUGCGUUCAAGCCUGAUGCUGGUGGUCUAUGGCCUGUACCAACAGCAUCGCAAUCACUACCUGUCAAAAGCCUUAUAUCGAGUAGUGCGAGCCCGGAUGCGACCGCAAGAGCUGGACCUUGUCAAAGAGACGCUGGAGCUGGAAGAGGAGAAUGCGGAGCAGUUGGGUUUACAGCAAGCCGUGCGGAGCUCUUGGCCUGUUAUUUUUGUGAAGCGAAGGGAGGAUUUAGCUGCACAUUUUCUAAAAAACGUCGUGGGAGAGCUCAAGGUCAAUGAGAUGUCUCUUAACACUUGA
Messenger RNA from Fusarium musae, 3693 nucleotides. RefSeq lists its product as uncharacterized. The coding region runs from base 1 to 3693 and encodes 1230 amino acids. NCBI's taxonomy places the organism in Eukaryota, Fungi, Ascomycota, Sordariomycetes, Hypocreales, Nectriaceae. The transcript is spliced from 9 exons. Gene Ontology annotation, molecular function: oxidoreductase activity, acting on the aldehyde or oxo group of donors, NAD or NADP as acceptor; hydrolase activity. The record is from RefSeq and is a predicted model, not a curated record.